Lytechinus variegatus (green sea urchin) is the source of this 2308-nucleotide messenger RNA. Its product is annotated as NXPE family member 3-like. The record is from RefSeq and is a predicted model, not a curated record. The transcript has 6 exons. NCBI's taxonomy places the organism in Eukaryota, Metazoa, Echinodermata, Echinoidea, Temnopleuroida, Toxopneustidae. The coding region runs from base 358 to 2067 and encodes 569 amino acids.
GAAUAGGUCGAUGAUGAAAUCAUGCAUAUACUUUAGCGUUCAUACGCGAUGAUAACCCAGAGAAGAGAUGACCGCGAAAGGGCAUCGAUCUCCGGGAAGAAUGAAUGAUGGACACAGCUAAAAGGCAGUUACGGUUUCUCCAUCACAUGAACUUAUUAUGAGGAAAGCAGAAAUAUUUCUUUAUCUUCUUGAAUGUGACGGAAACGGUGAUUUUAAAAGUUGCUAUGACCGUGAGGCGAACGGAAGACUUGAAUUUUCCCGCAGCGUCAUACCGCCAUUCAGUAGAUAUAUGGACUGAUGGAGCAAGUACAAGCUCAAUGCAUGAGACGUCCGUAAUCGUGUCUUCUAUUUCACAAGAUGGCUGCUUACGGGAGUAUAAAAUCACUGAGGCUGGUUAAAGCGUGUUCUCUGGUCAUCUUUUGCUUGGUCUGUUUGGGAUUUAUGCUAUCCUUCCAGCAAAUGUGGCUUCAAAGAGCUAGAGUUGGACUCAGCCCAGACGUGCCCGGGGUGAGUAGAUGUAAAUCUUCAUCAGUCCCACCACUGGAAGCAAGAUGGCGAGAACUUCAACAUCCUGUCCGUCACCUUUCCUAUAACCAAUCGAACACCCAAAGCCUUGUAGCUAUUGAUCCUACUUCAGAGGUUGUAGGUCCAACCUCCGUGAAAACGACCACGUGCAAGCUGAUAUCACCCUUGACACCACGGGUUGGAGAUACCUUACACUUUCACAUUGAAGCAAGGAAUGUUAAAGGACAUCCGAUCAAGUAUGGCGGGGACUUCUGGUUUGGUGUCCUAGAGAGUCCCAAACUCAAGGCUUCCACGGCAUCUCGUAUUAUUGACCAUCAUAACGGCACAUACAGCCUGUAUUUCUUAGCGGGUUGGGCAGGGGAUGUUAGAGUUAGAAUCAUCCUCGUUCAUCCCAGUGCAGCUAUUGAUUACCUCAGAAACUCGUUUCGCCACGCUGAGGAGAAGGUGCUAUGGAACGGUGUAUUUAUCUCAAAGGGAUUGACGGAAAAAUCAACAUGUUGGAUCAGCUACAAUGGAAACACAUCCAAUGCAUGUAUAUUUCAGCCGCAGAGGGCGCUUCGUCACACACUACUUGUUUGCAACCCACCUGCUUCUUUACCUUGUAGUAAAUUGGUGGGUGUGGUUGGAGCUACUUCAUACUCACAUCAAUUUCAACGAGUGCUUGCUCCUGAUAAAGCAUACUUAUUCACCAGACCUUAUGUGAACGCACCGCUAGCAUUUGGAAAACCAAUCACUAUCCGAGAAACGAUAGAUGAGAAAGGUAUCCUUGAUCCGCAGCUGAUGUCGCUACCCAUUUGUCAACCAGAUUUAUCCCAAACUCUGUCUGAUGGCUUCUGGUAUAAAGACCGUUGGAAUUCAUUGGUUUGCCAACCCCGUGUUAAAUUCUCCAUAAACACUAUCCGUGAAUGCUUGCAAGGACAGAAUAUUUAUCUUACAGGAGACUCUACAACGCGCCAGUGGUUUGCAGAGAUUGCUAAAUCUUUGAAUCUCGGCAGUGCGGUAGACCGAGAAUUUAAAAACAAGUCUUUCCACCUACUCAGGACAGACAAGAAGAACAACAUCAAACUGGAAUUCAUCUUUCAUCCACUCUCUCUUCAUCCAUCUUCUGUGUUUGUUAAUUUAUCAGUGGUGCGAUUCGAAGCAGACGUCUUGCUUAGCUUAGCCAAAACUCCUUGCCAAAGUGCAAUAGUGGUUAUAAGUCCGUGGGCGCACUUUCCAAACUACCCAUGGGGUAGCUACCUUGACUGGUUAGAAGGUAUAUAUGAUGCUUAUUCUUACCUUAAGAGGACGUGUCCAGAUAUAAAGCUUAUCGUUAAAACACCUCAUCCUGUUAAUAUGCAAUGGGAGAUGAAAGCUCGUGAUUGGAUGUUUUACCAGAUGAAACAAGCCAUGUGGAAAGUCUUUAAAGGUUCAGGGGCAUUUUUUGUUGAUGUAUGGGACAUGAAUCUUUCAUACCUCUCUGCACCGAUCAAUAUGCAUAUGCCUAGUAACGUUGUCAAAGAAGAAUUAUCUCUGUUUCUUUCUCAUGCUUGCCAAAGAUGAUGAUUUUGAGUGUGUAAUUCUUUGAAGUUUGGAUUCUUUGAACAUACGAAUCAUGCAUGUGCUCAUCCGUACAUGUCAGAAGAGAAAUAUUGAGAAAUAGAGCCAUAGCAGAGCUGGUAAAAUGAGUUCAGGUGCUACACUUGUUUAUAUAAUUGGUCAAAAUAACUAGUAACGUAGUCAAUGCAAUGUAUAUGUGUCUGAUCAAUUUGAGUAAGGGGGCUCGGAACGGUGUUGAAAGUGU